AUGAAGAUUAAGCGGUUUGGGUUCAUGGAUCUUGAUGAAGGGUCUCCAUACAACUUUCCUGUUGAGCCUCUCAUUUUGCAUAAUUUUCGGGGUCAUAUGUUUUCACAGAUCGGUUCGUUUAUGGACAAUUCAUUGCACCAGUCUAGAUACUUUCAUGUCCCUGGAAGGUUAGCUCUCGAAGGAGCAUUUAAUCACAUUUCUAAGCUUGCUGGUGCUUUACUAUGUUUCUUCUCUUGUGGGCCCAAUACAAAUGCUACUAGAGAGAUGGAGGGUAAUUGGCAUGGUUCUCAACCCGGAUGCUCCAGAUCUUCACAUGUUAAACUUAUUACUUCUGGUCGACAAAAUCUUAUAGGAUUUCACUUCGGUUUUGCAUCAAAAGGAGAAUCUGCUAACUCAGUGGUUUUUGGUAAGAUUUCGGCUUUUGUAAUGCAAUUCCUACAAAGAGAAGCUGAAAAGCUAUGUUCACAUCCCAUGCUCUCGUUAGCUUCUGGACUUGUACCACCUUUUGGCAGCUUUUCUUCAAAUGCACUAGCUGUUCCAUUGGAGAAUACUGAUACCAUGGAUCAAAGGCCGUGUGAGGUUGGACAUCAAGGAUGCACAGGAUUGCCAUUUCCUGACUUGAACUGGAGAAGACAUGCAGUGGAGCCUAGAACUGGCAUUGAGUUUCCUAUAAUCUUGGACAAUAUUUUAACAGGAAAUAAUAAUUCCAGUUUAAGUUCAGAGGUCCUUGUGGGAACUGGAUCCAGAACAAUGAAAAUAAUUAAAAUAAAAUCUCUGAAGAUCUAUGCGUUUGGUUUUUAUGUUCAUCCUAACUCUGUUUGCAAGAAAUUGGGGUCAAAAUAUGCUUCUAUUUCAGUAGACGAACUAAACAAACGCCAUGAUUUUUAUGAGGAUCUUCUCAGGGCAGAUAUUGAUAUGACAGUUAGGCUUGUGGUUAGUUGCAAUGGGAUGAAAAUCAAUACUGUGAGAGAUGCCUUUGAGAAAUCCCUUCGAGCCCGAUUGGUGAAGACAAACCCAGAGACUGACUUCCAUUGCAUAACAACAUUCGGUUCAAACUUUACACAAGAUAUUCCGUUGCCAGCGGGAACAACGAUUGAUUUUCAACGAACAGCUGAUGGAAAAUUAAUUACCAAAAUUGAAGGUAAUCAGAUUGGAGCAGUCCACAGCAAGGAUCUGUGCAGGGCUUUCUUUGACAUGUACCUCGGAGAUCUACCCGUGUCGGAGCAAAGUAAAGAAGAGAUUGGCAGAAAUCUGUAUUAUCCAUUGGAGUGCACUCAAGCUCAACAGUGUCGGAUGUCAAAGACGUCAAUGUGGCCGAAAAGCAUUACAAGGGCAAUCAGUGAGCUUGCUGCAAAAGAUUUAAGGCUUGGCUGGGGUCUCGCAGCCUCUUAG
Prunus armeniaca (apricot) is the source of this 1392-nucleotide messenger RNA. The record is from the annotation of a GenBank genome assembly. Lineage: Eukaryota; Viridiplantae; Streptophyta; Magnoliopsida; Rosales; Rosaceae.